Oncorhynchus mykiss (rainbow trout) is the source of this 3315-nucleotide messenger RNA. It is a transcript of the gene patl2, whose product is annotated as PAT1 homolog 2. Gene Ontology annotation, biological process: deadenylation-dependent decapping of nuclear-transcribed mRNA; P-body assembly. Gene Ontology annotation, molecular function: RNA binding. Lineage: Eukaryota; Metazoa; Chordata; Actinopteri; Salmoniformes; Salmonidae. Gene Ontology annotation, cellular component: P-body. The record is from RefSeq and is a predicted model, not a curated record.
GACCAUACAAAGCUGUCUAAAAAGAUAAAGGUAGCAGAAAGGUAAACCGACGAAUAGAAGUGUAAUAUUUUCAGAAACUAUUCAAAUGAGUGACUCAGAACAACCAGAGACUGAAACCGCAGUCUCUCAACCUCAGUGGCCAGAGAACGGAGGCCAAUGGAGCGAUGAAGAAGGGGGGGCAGGCAUGGACGAGUGUGGAUUGGCAGAGAUGGCAGAGGAGGAUGAGGAAAUAGAUAUCUACAACAAUGAGACGUUUGGAAUGGAUAUGGAUACAGAAGUCGGGGACACGGAAGGGGAUCCCACUAACCCUCUGUUCCAAUUUGGAGAGAAGCCACCUGCCCCACCUGCCUUGCCAUCCCUCUCCCCUAGCUCCCCCCCCUUCUCUCCCAGGGCCCGGCCACAACUCCGGGUCCAGGGCCCUCCGGUCCGACGAGGAAGGGGACAGAGGGGAGGUCAGGCCAUGGCGCAGAUGUUUGAAGACCCAGCUGUGGUGAGGACUGUGGAGGGGCGACCAAGUUUGCAGAGCUUAGACAGCGCUAUAGUGGACGUUGGGAGCGUCUCCUACUGGGAUGAUCUAGAUCCAGAUGCUUGGAUGUUAUCAUCUUAUGAGAGAACCAGACACGCCUCUGGAUCAGUAUUGCAGGACCCGGCCAUUGUGUGUGUGAUGGACAGUCAUGCCCCUGGCAGAGGACCGAACUACCUGGACUCUCACUACCCGUUCUCCAACUCAAGUGGGAGGAGAGGGGGCCUAAGAGGGUCAUACUCAAGUAGACCAUUUGGGCAAAGAUGCCCAUCUCAGAUUAAUACCAUGUUGCCCAGCUCUCCCAUCGUCUCCCGGCGACCUUUCACCACACAACAGCCAUAUAACCAGGUGGGGGGCUUCCUCUCGCCCUCGCCACGUCCCUGCCCCUCCACCCCUCAACCUUUAACUCCGAAAAUGAUGCAGCUUCGCUUUGGUGCAAACUCCCCAAGACCCUCUCCCUUCUACAGCCCCUCGUCAAAUCGUGUGCAGCGAUUCAGGUUCCCUGAUCCAGUGACACAGCUUCACCCCCAACACAGACGAUUGUUGAGUCAAAGGCAACAGAGAUCCCAAAGAAAACCAGACAGCUGGGACCCCUACUGUAACCUCAUGUCGGCUAAAGAGAAAGAGUGGAUCAUUAGACUACAGAUGAUUCAGCUUCAGAGCGAGAAUCCCCACCUGGACGACUACUACUACCAGGAGUACUAUCGGCGAAUGGAGGCCAAGCUGGCAGAGGAGGAGUUGGGCAUGCGGGGCAAGAGGGAGCCACCCAAACUCACCACCCCCUAUGUCACCAAGAUGGACUCUUACACCCCAGUGGUGCACAUCGAGGGUUCCCUAGGCCAGGUCGCCGUGUCGACAUGUUUCUCUCCUCGACGAGCGAUCAAUGCAGUUGCAGCCCACUGUCCACAUGAGGAACUAAAAGACAUCAGGCAACAGCGAUUGGAUGUCCUAAAGAAAAUAGAAAAGUUGUUCAUGGUGCUGCUGGAGGUAGAAGAGGGGCAGAGGAUGAAGGCACAGGUGCUGGGGGAGGGUGAGGAGAAGGGGCUGAUGGAGAAAACUGAGAUAAAAGUGGAGUACAUCUACUCCCAGCUACAGCAUCCUGACCUAGAGGCAGGGGAAGAAUUUCUGCCAUGUCUCCUGGUGUCCAAAGGAAAGCAGCUACUGGCUCGACUCAUCCCCUUCCUUUCCCAUGACGCCGCGUUGAAAGUCUUAAGCAUGGUGACAUCUCACCUGCCUGUACUCAUGAGCAGAGACGCAGAUGAGUCUCUUCCGGUUUUGUACCCGUCUCUUCGAAUUGUGAUCGGAGGCAUGACCUUCAGUCAGCUUAUUGGGGUCCUUAAAGACUUUACGGCAUCACUUCCCGACUCCAGCGAUGGCAGCGUGUGCCUCUCACUUGUCUGCCAAAGCAAGUUUGGGCUCUCCUUACUCUACGCUCUGCUGUCCCAAGGAGAGAGGCUACUGUCCUCUGAUGUUCCUCUGGAGCCCAGCAUUGGUGACUUUGAAACAUGGACAGACACAGUCUUCUUGGUGGCUUCGCAGCUAUCCCAGAGUGCUCUGGUGGAGCCCCUUCUCCUACCCUCAAACCUUCUCACACUCUUCUGCCGCUACCUGGACAAGCGUACUAUCCACCAGCUGAAGAGCAAUAUGGAAUCUGCGACUGGAUACCUGGCUCUUCCGUCGUAGUAGGCAAGGACAUCUGAAGCAGAGACUGUGUUUUGGCUAAUGUACAGAAUGUAAUGAGCACCAAAAUGAAAACGAGUGGGCAUGCAUACCCUGAGGUAUUCCCUCUGCCUAGACGUACCACAGUAUGGCUGCAUUUACACAAACAGCCCAAUUCUGAUUUUUUUUUUUUUUUUCAAUAAUUGCUCUUUUGAGUAAUCAGAUCAGCGCUGAAAAAUAUUUGAUGUGAAAAGAUCUGUGAUUUUGUCAAAGACCAAUUAGUGGAAAAAAUAUCAGAUUUGGCCUACCUGAGUAAACGCAGCCUAUGCUACCCAUGCAUUCUCCUUGUAUGCAAAAUGUGUUGUCUUAGAACACAUGAAUGCCAUUCUUCUUAUUCCUUCCUUUUUUUCUUCCCUCAUUCCCUCACUUUUUUUGCACCUUUCCGUUGUCUCGAUCUGUUUCCUUUAUCUGCUCCUUUUUAUUUCCUACUUUCCUCCUCUUAGUCUCCAGUCCAGCAACUCAGAUUUGCUCUCUAGUCACAAAUUCUCUUCAUUUUUAACCUCUAUAAUCCAGUCCAUAGUUUUAACUGCUACAGUACCAUAGUACCACAAUGUGGUGUAAUGGACAUAAGUUAGUCCUAUGAUGUAACACAGCCAGUAGAUGGGGCUGAGCGAUUGAUACGUCAGCUCUCACUCUCCAGCUAACCUGCCUAAUAUUCAAGUCAAAAUGAAAAUAUCAAUCGAUGUGUAAUAUCAUUUCGGGAAGAGUAAGCUGUCAUUUAUCAUUUUCAUGAUUUAAACGGUCUUCUCAAAAGAAAUUGGUGUCUGAAUCAUGGAGGAUUGUGCAGUUGCACUUUGUUAGUACGUGUGUAGGUUACAUUUUGUCAUAGAAAAAUGUGUUUUCGUAAAAUCAAAUUGACUUAAAAAAAUAUUUGGAAGUUUGGUUUCUUUCUAAAAGAUAAAUGUAUAUGGUUUUCCAAAAUGUACCCUCUAUGCAUGUGCCAUAUGCUUUCUUCAAUAUUUAUUUGAAUAUUUAAGUUGUAACUUGAUCAAAUUGAAUCAGUUUAGUUGGAAACAGAAUAAUCACUCUUGUAUAGCACUUGCAACAUAAGAAAUAAAAUUCUUUAAAAAUAA